Messenger RNA from Osmerus eperlanus (European smelt), 2056 nucleotides. RefSeq names its product BTB/POZ domain-containing protein kctd15-like. Bases 684 to 1490 code for a protein of 268 amino acids. Gene Ontology annotation, biological process: protein homooligomerization. Gene Ontology annotation, molecular function: protein binding. NCBI's taxonomy places the organism in Eukaryota, Metazoa, Chordata, Actinopteri, Osmeriformes, Osmeridae. The record is from RefSeq and is a predicted model, not a curated record. The transcript is spliced from 5 exons.
AAUGUAUCCGCCUGCACAGCCCUGCAUCACACAUCUCCAUCUCCCAGUGCGCAGUAAUUGAAAUGGCGCAUUUGACCCAAGGCAUUUUAAAGGGCGCUUUAGCUAUGGCAUUAUGCAUGACGAUAGACAUCAUUUGUUUCUAGCGCCAGAAGGUUGUUUGAAGUUAAAAUGUGAACUAUAUCGGAGGGGGACAAUGAUUUAAGAAGAUCUAAGCUUUAACGCACAUAUCUAGGCAACUGAUGGUGAUGAUCUUUUUCAACAAGUCAAAUAAAAUAGUCUGGCGUUCAGUCAAUUACAAGCGAUCUUCUGGCUUCCGCACCUCGUUCGACACAUCUAAAAUAGCCUACGGUGCAAGAUUAUAGGCUAAUAAGAGUAGAUCUUCGUUUUAAGGUUUCAAAUUGACGUGUGGAAAAGGAGGCGACUGGAUCACAUUUUCUUCGUGAAGAGAGUUGAAAAGGGAGAAAAGGCUGCACUGUUGUAACCUAAUCCGUGCCCUUCUGGCGUUAGAUAGCCCGGAGCAAGAAUUCUUUCAGCCCUCCUCUUGUUUGGAGACGGACUGACGUUCUUAUGAGAAGCUCGACGGCUUUAUAUCAGAAGACAAACAAGGACAACCACGGAUACGUAGGCUACGAGACGCAACAGACCUACAUUAAUCACACAAUUGGAAGGGAAAACUGCUUUUUAUGUCUUCAGUGUCAGUGUCGUCUCAGGAGGGCCGCAGCGUGUCCAGGAUGUCCCUGAGCAGGUCUCCUGUCUCCCCUCUGGCGGCCCAGGGCAUCCCCUCCGCGGCCCAGCUCACCAAGGCCAACGCUCCCGUCCACAUAGACGUGGGCGGGCACAUGUACACCAGCAGCCUGGCCACACUCACCAAGUACCCCGAAUCCAGAAUCAGUCGCCUCUUCAAUGGCACAGAGCCUAUCGUGCUGGACAGCUUGAAGCAGCACUACUUCAUCGACAGAGACGGAGAUAUAUUCCGCUACAUCCUCAGCUUUCUCAGGACAUGCAAACUACUGCUUCCAGACGAUUUCAAGGAUUUCCCCCAGCUUUACGAGGAGGCUCGAUUCUACCAGCUGGUGCCCAUGGUGCGUGAGCUGGAGCGCUGGCAGGCGGAGCGCGAGGCCCAGCGGGCGGCGCCCUGCGAGUGCCUGGUGGUGCGAGUGACCCCUGACCUUGGGGAGAGGAUUGCGCUGAGUGGGGAGAAGGUCCUUAUCGAGGAGAUCUUCCCCGAGACCGGAGACGUCAUGUGCAACUCGGUGAACGCCGGCUGGAACCAAGACCCCACCCAUGUCAUCCGCUUCCCUCUCAACGGAUACUGCCGGCUGAACUCUGUGCAGGUUCUGGAGCGUCUGUUCCUGAAGGGCUUCAGCGUGAAGGCGUCCUGCGGGGGUGGGGUCGACUCCUCCCAGUUCAGCGAGUACGUCUUGUGCCGUGAGCUCCAGCGGACCCUCGUCACCACGCCCGUCCGGAUCAAACAGGAACCUCUGGACUAGCAGGGCUUCAACAUCACCUCCGCCCUGCAGGGGGACGACUCCUCUCCACACUGAGAGACUUGUAGAUGAAGCUGAAAUACGUUGUUUUUCUAAGUCAUUUUGACUCUUCGUUAUGGUUGCCAGGUUGUUGGAGAUUGUUCAUGGUCGAAUGAGCUUCAGUCUCACGUCGAAGCUUCGGUCAACUGGCAGGUUACAGGAGAGUUACAAGUGAAACACAGUUUGUCAUCAAUUAAUUUACAAUUAUUCAAUACAUGUAGGUGUCACCUUUCUAUAUUUGGACAGUGCACCAGCCUCUGCCAAUGCUUAAGACAUUUGCAUUGCUGUACAUAGAUGUGGUGGAAGGGUGGUUUUACAUGUGAUAUGGAGCCCACAGGGACAACAUUUAAAGACGUCUUUUAACAAAAACAUAUAAACACCCGUUUCAGUCACUGAUAUUUAACGUAUUCAUUUGUUGAUUCUCAUGUUGUAUUGAUAAAAAGAUCAAGUCUUCCAUGUCUAGGAACAGAAACAUACAUACUCUGCAAGUCUACUUUUGUUUUCCUCUCAUCAAUCAUCUCAGCAGUUUA